Messenger RNA from Penaeus vannamei (Pacific white shrimp), 1233 nucleotides. NCBI's taxonomy places the organism in Eukaryota, Metazoa, Arthropoda, Malacostraca, Decapoda, Penaeidae. The record is from RefSeq and is a predicted model, not a curated record.
GUUGCCGAGCGCUCAGCCACUCACUUCAGUCGUGUGAACGUAGGGGAGGCACUCACUUCAAGGAUUCGGAAUGGAUAUUUUCUGAGUGACAAUGAUUCUGCUUCUUGUUUACCGAUGAAGGCAAUAAUGAAACAGCAGACCUGGACAGUUUUCAUAAUGAGAAAGUUGGAUUUUUUUUCCUGUGAAGAAUUUGACACUCUGGGGAUUAGCGAUUCAAUUAACAAUAUGUAAUCAAGAAUUUGGAUCAUGGCAGGACUAGGCUACCUCUUGGCGUGCUUCAUUCAGCUGCUCGUUCUAAUUCCAGGUCUCCUCGCGAGCUGGGACGAAUGGUGGACUUAUGACGGCAUUUCCGGUCCGGAGUUCUGGGGUCUGAUCAACCCCAACUGGAACAUGUGCGAGCGCGGCCGCCGCCAGUCGCCCGUCAACAUCGAGCCGCGGAAGCUGGUCUACGACCCGCACCUCCGCCACGUCCACGUCGACAAGCACAGGGUCUCGGGCAGCCUCCACAACACGGGGCAGAGCGUGAUCUUCCGCGUGGAGAAGGGCUCGAAGCACCACGUCAACAUCACGGGCGGCCCCCUCGUCUACAAGUACCGCUUCCAGGACCUGUACAUCCACUUCGGCGCCGCCAACCACCAGGGCUCCGAGCACCAGAUCAACGGGGCGGCGUUCCCGGCUGAGAUACAGCUGUAUGGUUUUAACGCAGAUUUGUAUCGCAACAUGACUGAGGCCAGAAUGGGAUCCAACGGCAUUGUCGGACUCUCCAUCAUGGUGCAGGUGAGGGAUGGAGAGGGAGAGAAUGGCAGACAGACAGAGCGAAGAGAGAUGGGGGGUGGGGAGGAGAGAGAGAGGGGGGGGGAGGAGGUAGAAGGGAGGAGAUGUUCCGUAAAAAAUAGGGAAGAUAUAAAACGAAUAUGUUACGACAAAAAAUGUGUAGCUAGCCAUCUUCAAAAAGAUGAAGGUUGUAACAGAAUAUACAACGCAGAAUUACAGCGCUCAAACGAUUGGAAGAACGAUAUACAUUCAGUAUUUCGGUCUAAGAUGUUGAAAACACAGAAAAUGAAAAAGAAAGGAUCAUCAGCAGCCGGUAUUGCAAAUCCAAUGUUGCCAAAUUUGCUAUUAAUAAACCUGUGGUAUAAUCUCAUCAACGAAAAUUUUCCUUUGAAAUGCGGAACUGGAUCAAGGGACAAACGGAUGUUCGCCUACACCGGAGCAGUAGUACGCUGGGCAUAG